GUUUCCGCCGUUGUGUUUGGAGGUUAUCCAUGUCGUGUACCGAAAGUAUCUUGUCAAAAUGACGAGCAACAAAAUUGGUGUUAACCUUAGGGUGUCUGGAAAUUCGAGUCAAGGUGGUAGGCGUUAUAUGGAAGACACACAUGCCACAAGAUUCAUUCGACAAGAUGGUAAAGACUAUGAGUUUGCCUACUUCGGAAUCUUCGAUGGACAUGGCGGUCCUGAGGCAUCACGGUUUGCGCGAGAUAACUUAUUGGAUGAAAUAACAAAAUACGGUGCAUUUUGGAGUGAAAAUGACGAGGACAUUAUGUGGGCUAUACGAAAUGGAUUUCUUGACACGCAUCAAGCCAUGUGGAGAGAAGUUGACAAAUGGCCGAAGACCUGGAGUGGACUCCCCAGCACAGCUGGCACUACAGCCAGUAUAGCCAUUAUCAAGAACUGCAAACUUUACAUUGGACAUGUUGGAGACUCGGGUAUUGUGCUUGGACUUGACAAGGGUCCUCCAAAUGCAGUUUUCAUGGAUGCCAAGUGCCUUACAAAGGAACACAAGCCUGACAGCCCGGAGGAGAAGUCUCGGAUAGAGAACUGUGGUGGUGCUGUGGUGGCCAAGUCAGGUGUUCAGAGGGUUGUAUGGAGUCGACCAAAGGUGCACCACAAGGGACCCAUCAGGCGCAGCACUCAGAUUGACAAAAUACCCUUCCUGGCAGUUGCCAGAUCAUUAGGUGACUUGUGGAGCUAUGACUACUUCAGUGAGAAGUUUGUGGUGUCUCCCGAGCCAGAUGUGGCGGUUCACAAGUUGGACCCCCAGCGACACAAGUGUCUGGUCUUGGCUUCAGACGGCCUCUGGAACAUGCUCAAGGCUGAGGAAAGUGUGGCCAUUGUUUCAGAUCUGGAGAUGCACUUCGAAGACAGAGUCGUCAAUGAUGAGACUGUUCCUCUUAGCUACUGGGUGAAUCCUGCUGAGCGCCUGGUUACAAGGGCCCUCAACAAGUGGCGAGCACGGAUGAUGAAGGCAGACAAUACAAGUGCAAUUGUUGUUCUUAUUGAUCCUCUUGGGCCGAGCAAGCUCAGCAUACUGAAGAAGCGGAGAGAGGAGGCCAUAAAGGCAAAGUCCAGCAUGGAGGCAAGUAUUGCUGAUGGCCACAAGGAUGACCAGGACACUUGUAGUUCAGAGAAGUCACUCAACACAGAAAAUGCUGCAGCUUGUGAGCCACCAAGUACACCCCAGCAAGGUGCUACUCCUCUACCUCCGACACCCAAAAGUGCCCCAGCUAAACUGAGUACAAGACUGCUAAAUGUUGGAAGGGACAGUGACAAGGAAGCAGACGAACACAAGAGCGAGUCCCGAUCUGGAAAAAGUGCUCAGAAAUUGACUCUUCCACAUUUGCAGUCUGAUGUGUUGGAUGAUAGUGUUCAGCUACUCGCUUCUCUAAAGACAACUCCCUCAGCAUCUGCUGUGCCUCCUGACUCGGGAACAUCGUCCAAACUACCAUCUCUUACUUCUAAUGGCUUUACCUCCAUUAAGGAACCCAACGUUUUACCUCUCCGUGAGCCAGGAAACCAAAAGCUUGGUCCUUGGCCAUGUUCCAGUUCCCCUGAUGUACAUCCAGUUGAGAGCUCCGAUACAUGGACAACCAAGAGUCGUGUUGAGAACGUGCGGACUCGAUCUAUGUCUGGGGGCAACUUACCAGCCCCGGGAGUGCUGUGUCAGCAGAAAUCCCAGGGUAAUAAUGACAAGAAUAAAGCCCCUCCUGCUGGAUGUGAGAGAGUUCUGAAGCCAGCCAGGCUGUCUGGAGCUGGGAAAGUGCUGCGUCAAGAGGGGGAGAAUCAUUUGCUCAGGGAUGCUAAGGGCAAAAAUGGGAAGAGGAGGCACCAGGACUUUGUUGUGUCCAAGUUGGAGGAUGUGAACAAGAAUAACUCAAAUGAUAUGAGUCAUUAUUGUACGAAACAGAAAAACAAGCAUUCCAAGGGAAUAGUCAGAAAAACAAGAAGGACUUUGCGACAAGCUAAAGAUGCCGCUAAACGUGCUAUGUGCCUUGAGAACAGUCUUUUCCUUGGGGGUAAAUGCUUGAGAAACCAGAAUAGUAGCAAACGAAAAAAUGAAGAUUCUCUCAAUGGGCCUGUUGCAAAACGACUAAGGCGAUCUGAUUCAAAGACGUUCCCCUUAUAGUCUAUAGCAGAACACUUCACUUCACCUCAAGUAUAUUUACUAUUUAUGGUGCUAUGGUAUAGCUACUUCAUAAUUCUUCAUGAGACCGGGCGGGGACUUUUAUGAUAUAACCUUACAGAUUCUGUAAGUGACAGCUUCUGUUAAAACCUCAUUUGGCAAAACAAGGAAACUGUAGUUGGUUUUAUUUACAUUUAUUUGCCUAUUUAUUUACCAUGUAAGAUAAUAUUGUAGAAGCUCACACGUUCAGA
Haliotis rubra (blacklip abalone) is the source of this 2415-nucleotide messenger RNA. RefSeq names its product protein phosphatase 1D-like. Lineage: Eukaryota; Metazoa; Mollusca; Gastropoda; Lepetellida; Haliotidae. The record is from RefSeq and is a predicted model, not a curated record. The transcript has 5 exons. Gene Ontology annotation, molecular function: mitogen-activated protein kinase binding; cation binding; protein serine/threonine phosphatase activity. Gene Ontology annotation, biological process: protein dephosphorylation. Gene Ontology annotation, cellular component: nucleus; cytosol. Bases 59 to 2167 code for a protein of 702 amino acids.